Molecule: messenger RNA, 415 nt
Organism: Mycena citricolor
Lineage: Eukaryota; Fungi; Basidiomycota; Agaricomycetes; Agaricales; Mycenaceae
Source: the annotation of a GenBank genome assembly
GUUUGGUCAAAACCAUCUGCUAUCCGGGCCAACCAUUUUGCACACGAAUACCGGAUAUAGCAGCCCGCCUGCUUGAAUCUGGUUUAAACGUGGGAAGUGAGCACAUGAGGAGGCCCCCUAACCCUGCUUCUCGCCUCCCGCUUGUGUUCCUCCAAGGUUGCAACAUGGAAAGACUUGGGCAUCGAGCUAUGGACGGCGGCACACCUGGUGUCUUUUCUUACCAACUUCCUACCAUGAGCGAGUCACUGGAAGAAGCCGACCGGUACGCACUUUGUGCGCUGUGGCUCGAAGGGGGCAUUGAAUGCCCUAGGCUCAAUGAGCAGCAUGCCUGUUUCCGAAUGUACCUGGGUGACACCAAACUAUGCUAUGCUCCUCUGGAGCAACUCGAGCCUCGCAGAAUCCUCGAACUUGGGUG